UGUCACAGGCGUGGGUGCUGCGAGUUAAGAAAAGAAAGAAUCUGUUUCAUUUCAAAUUUCACCAACGCACCUGCUCUCUCCAUGUCCACGGCCCCAUGGGUUCCACGGCCUCAUGGUUGAUCCUGGGAUGAAAUGUAGUAUUGGCAGAAACACAUGCACCCGACACCUGACGACACCUGACACCCUCACGACACCAAUCCCAGAGUCAGAUUGCGGGACUGCUGUCAACUGUGAUGGUCUGAAAUCAUCAAACGGAACUCUUGAUGCUACUUUCUUCGUCGAUUUGAGGUCAACUCCUCUCUUCCUCUUCGAGUCCUCGUCCCUCGCACCCGGGGCUGUCUCACAACUGCCAAGCACCCAGUCAUGAUACCCACCGCCGCCCAGCCUUGCGCAUCUGAUCCGCCAACCGCAGCCGGCGGCCGGCCAAGCACCAUCCAUCCCCUUAGGAUGACCAUCCCUACCGCGUCGUUGGCUUGCGCCCUAAUAAAUAACGUCUGAGCCUCUCCCCGCAACGCACUUGGAAAAAUAAACAAAAAAUGCCAUGACACCAGCCGAGGUAGCGAGGCACCCCAUUAAGCCUAAGCCUCUCUGUGCCUCAUCCCGCGCACCCCACCUGCAGGCUACACAUAUGGCGCCCGGCGGCGGCAGCGGCCUGAUGGCCGACCCACCUUGCCGGCAGUGGCGGAGGGGCCAGAUCCUCAUCCUCGCCUUCGCCGCCGGCUCCAUCGCCGCACUGAUGGGUCUGGUUUUGGGCCUGGUCCUCUGGCCCGAGGUGCUCAGCGGCCCGACCGUGGACCUGGGCUACGCCACGUACGUCGGCAGCCGGCGCGAGAGCGGCGUCAACGUCUUCAGGGGCAUGCGCUACGCACGCCCGCCCCUGGGUGACCUGCGCUGGAGGGCCCCCGCUGAGCCGGAGAACGAGAACAAGCCCACGAGGGCCAAGGCCUUUGGCCCAGUCUGCCUCUCUACCGGAGCCACCUAUCCAAACAAUGACCAGGAUGAGGAUUGUCUCUACGUCAACGUCUGGGCGCCUGCAGAUGCUGCACCGGAUUCCAAGUUCCCAGUAUGGUUGUUCAUCCAAGGCGGUGGCUACACUGCCAAUUCAAAUGCAAAUUAUGAUGGCGAGGAGGUGGUCCGGCGGAGCAACAUGAGCAUCGUGUUUGUGAAUUUCAACUACCGCGUUGGGCUUUUCGGGUUUCUAGCAAGCGAAAAGGUCAAGAAAGACGGCGACUUGAACGUCGGCCUCCUCGAUCAGCGCUUCGUCAUGCGAUGGGUACAGAAGCACAUUUCCAAGUUCGGAGGAGACCCGGAUCACGUCGUUCUCUCGGGGGCAUCCGCCGGGGCCGGCUCGAUAGCGAUGCAGUUGACGGCAUACGGCGGCCGGAACGAAGGCCUCUUUGUCGGUGGUAUUAUAGAGUCGCUGUUCUUCCCAGCCCAACCCUACCUCUCGGGCCUCGAGUGGCAGUUUGACAGGCUCGCGAGCGGCGUGGGUUGUGAUACGGCCGAGGACGGAGACCGCGUGGCCUGCCUCCGGGGUUUGAGCACUGGCGAGCUCCAGCUGGCCAACGUUGCCUCCCCAUUCCCCGGCCAGUCGCAGUCGCCACUCCCCCUCUUUUACUGGACGCCCUGCGUUGACGGUGACCUGAUCAGGCAUCUCCCCUAUACCAUGUUUGAGCGGAAAGAGUUUGUCCAAGUGCCUUUGAUUAUCGGUACCGACACCGACGAGGGUUCCUACUUUGGCGCAAACGCCGCGUCCCAGCAAGAGAUGCGCACCUUUAUGCGCAACAACUUCCCGCGGCUGCGCGAGGCCGACCUCGACAGCAUCCAAGAUCGAUACCCGCUCAUGGACGCGCUGCCCAACCACAACCGAUGGUUCCCGUCCACGUCCCGGGCCUACGGCGAGGGCGUGUUCAUCUGCCCCACCGUCAACGUGCUCGACAGCCUGGCCUCGGCGUUCCCGUCGUCCAACUCGCUCACCAAGGUGGCCGACAACCGGCCCCUACAAGCGUCACCCGACGCGGGCCCCUGGGCGUACCGCUACAACGUCCUGGACGACGACUCCGUCCGCGCGGGCCUCGGGGUACCCCACACGUUCGAGAUCCCGGCCGUCUUCGGCCCGGACGGCGUGUACGGGGCCCCGAGGAGCUACUACACGUACAACAGCGGCGUCGUCCCCGUCGUCAUGGACUACUGGAUCUCCUUCGUCAAGACGCUGUCGCCCAACACGCUCAGGAAUCCCGGUGCGCCUGUGUGGCACCCGUGGGCUGCGCGAGGGUGGCGUAACAACAGCGGCGGCCCUGCGAGCGGCACGCGGAACGGCACCGGCGGCUCUCCCUCCCUCUCCCGCUCCCGCCUGCUGAUCGAGACGGCCAACACGGGGAUGGAGGAUAUACCCACACAGGAGGUUGACCGCUGCGAGUUUUGGAGGUCUUUGGGGGAUUUUACGCAACAGAGGAGAAGGCGAAAGGUGAUAUAGCGACCUUUCCUUGGCACGAGUGGACCGGUGUUGAGAUGUCCACUUGCGUGUUCACAUGGAGGAGUUGCAUAUACACAGGGACGAAGGGCACACGAUUACAGGACUGGCGUUGAUGGUUUCAUUAUAUCGAGAUCAUUUUGUUCAAUCUGUAAGGUUCUCUCAAUACAUUUUUGUAAACUCG
Molecule: messenger RNA, 2657 nt
Organism: Gaeumannomyces tritici R3-111a-1
Lineage: Eukaryota; Fungi; Ascomycota; Sordariomycetes; Magnaporthales; Magnaporthaceae
Product: acetylcholinesterase
Exons: 5
Coding region: 542-2476 (644 amino acids)
Source: RefSeq, a predicted model, not a curated record